AGGAAAAGAGACACGUAAAAAGACACGGCUCCUAUCCACGGUUUCUCGCCCUAGCGCUGCUUCAUCUCCCCUCUCCCAUCGACCAUCGUGCUCAGAUCAACGCCGCGCGCGGGCCCGGUGGAGACCUCGCCGGCAAGGGAGCAGCAGCCUUCUCCCCUCUUUCCUCGGUGGAAACCAUGACCUUGAGGCCGCCCAUGGCAACUAGCUAGGUCUUGGAGUGUAUAGGCCCCGAGGCGACCAGGUAGUUUCAGGCGAACACACAUUGAGAUUGUGUUGCCCAGUAGGUUUGUGUCUCGAUUGAGUUUGCAAGCUAGUGAGGGUACCUCUUGGAAGUUUGUUGGCCAUGGGAGGUAACGCCAAUACAAAAAAGAAAAAAGUUGAAGCAGAAGGAGAAGGAGAGAGCAGCACAAAGAAGCUGAAGGUCACCAUGGGGGUGGAGACCAUUGACUGCCCAAUCUGCUACGAGCCCCUCAGGCCUCCGAUAUUCCAGUGCUCCGUGGGGCAUUGUAUAUGCUCGUCUUGCCGUGAGAAGCUGGACAAGAAAUGUCCCGUGUGCUCUAUCAAAACUUCCUUCAAGCGCUGCUUUGCGAUGGAACAUGUCGCCCAAGAAGCCAAAGUUGCUUGCUCCAAUGAUAAGUAUGGCUGUGUCGAGGGGGUCAUCUACUACCAGAAAGAAGAACAUAAGAAGGCAUGCCCAAAUGCCCCGUGCUCCUGCACGGAGUCCGGUUGUGGCUUCACUGGACCAGCAAAGGUGCUCCAGGACCAUUUCAUCAUCCAGCACAAGUGUCUGUCUACAAUCCUCCCAGACUCCGGUACGGUGUCACUUCGCUUACAGCCAGGGUUACAUGUUUUGCGAUGCACCGAGACCAGCUACUUUUUCUUGCUCAACAUGUCAUCAGAGCCUCUUGGAUAUGCCAUCUCAGUCAUCUGCGUCCAACCAAACGUCACGGAACCCAAGUUCAAAUGUAAUAUGGAAUAUGACUGCAUAACGACGGGCUGUCGUGAAAGUAUAAAUUGCCACAUAAGAAGCUCUUCACUCUCUGAUGGGCUACCCAUAGUGUACGACUUAAUAAUUCCCAAGGGAAAGAUUUCCGAUGAUCAAAAUGGUAUCAUGCUCGAAGCCACCAUUCUCAGCAGAUCAUGUCUUCAAGGAAAGGGUUCGACUCCUGAUCUUCAACGAACGCCCUGUAUUAAAACUGCUAAUACUGCUACUGCUACUGCUGAUGAUGACAAUGAUGAUGACGACGACGAUGAUGACGACGACGAUGACGACGAUGACGAUGAUGAUGACGACGACAACGACGACGACGAUGAUUCUAGCUCAUCGUCGUUAUCGUCCUCGUCAUCGUCGUCGUCGUCUUCAUCGGCAUCAUCGGCGUCCGAACAAGAAGGAGGAGAAAGAGAAGGAGAAGGAGGAGGUGGUGGGCGAGAGCCAAGACGAGGGCAAGUGCGAGGGAGAGGGCGAGGUCGAGGGCGAGGGCGAGGACGAGGACGGGGACGAGGGCGAGGAUGAUGAGGACGAAAGGGCCUGAGUCCUACUCUUUGAGGAAGGCCUUUUGUUUUUGCAGGAACAAAGGCCUUGUUCUUGAUAGUUCUGAUAAUAUUGAUGACGAUUAUGAUAGACCUUAAAGUUUAAGUAUUUGCAGACCCCGUAUUUGAGGAAAGGACCCAACUUCUGCUCUUCAGUGAAGGGCCUGUGUUCAUCUGAUAUACUCAAUUGUGUUUCUGGACCGUCUUCGAGGAGUAGAACUUUAAGUUUAGCUUGGACUGACUGUUAUUAUACCUGGCUUUCACAUUGUGUUUCUGGGAUAUAUAAGUUGAGAGGGUCUUUAUAGUCUUGUUAAGUAUCACUGUUGUAGAGCA
Molecule: messenger RNA, 1863 nt
Organism: Triticum aestivum (bread wheat)
Lineage: Eukaryota; Viridiplantae; Streptophyta; Magnoliopsida; Poales; Poaceae
Product: E3 ubiquitin-protein ligase SINA-like 2
Exons: 3
Coding region: 344-1513 (389 amino acids)
Cellular component (GO): cytoplasm
Molecular function (GO): zinc ion binding; ubiquitin protein ligase activity
Source: RefSeq, a predicted model, not a curated record